UUCGUGUAUGUUUUCAAGUCUUAUUAUCAGCAGAUAGCUAGCGGCGCACCUGAUCGCCGUUGGCUUGUCGAACGAUUUACCAUUGUCAGUUUGAACGUAUAAGCAUAGUGAGAAGUGUGUUAAAUAUAAGAGAUUUUGAACAAAUAGAAAAUUGUUCAUAUAAGUAUUAAAACUUAAUUUUAUGAUCCUAAAGAUUAUUCAAAAUAUAUAAUCAUGGCGACAACACAGUUGGAUAUUGGUUUACGAUGUAUCAAAUAUUUAUUAUGUGCAGUCAAUUCACUCUUCGUGCUUACCGGAGUGAUGAUCAUAUCUGUUGGUAUGACAAUAUACACUGUUUAUGAUGACUUUAGAGAUUUCUUGGACUCAUCUUAUGCAUCACCAGCAAUUCUUUUAGUUGUUGUUGGUGUUUUAACAUUUAUAAUUGCUUUCUUCGGAUGUUGUGGUGCAAUUAAGGAAAGCACUUGCAUGGUUUUAACCUUUGCAGUUAUGUUAUCAAUUGUAUUACUUCUCGAAACUGCUGCAGCGAUUUCAGCCUAUGCUUAUCGAGAUUACAUCCGAGAACUUGUUAUUGACAAAAUUCAAACUACUAUGUUAAUGUAUAAAACUUCUCCAGAAGCUGCUAGAGCAGUUGAUCUUAUGCAAUCCCGACUUCAAUGUUGUGGAUGUUUUGACAAGAGUGAAUGGAUACAGAUCGGAUUUACACAAAUGGAUAAUCUUUAUCCAGACUCAUGUUAUGCAUCAACUUUCAAUCCUAGCGGCAUGAGUGACUACUUAUUUGUAUAUAACCGAGGAUGUUGGGAAAGGUUUUCGAUGAUAAUAAAUCAAAGUGUCAUUAGCCUUGGAACUGGAGCAAUUGCUAUUGCGCUUAUACAAUUCACUGGUAUUAUGUUUGCUGUAACGUUGGGCAAAGCAAUUCGUAGACAAAAAACAGAAAGAGAAAAGCGUCGUUGGGAAUUUAGAGAAAGCCUUGUAAAUGGUUACAAACCAUUAGAAAAAACAGAUCCUUCUGUAACAUUUCCUGUGGUUUAUAUGCAGUCCGAACCAACUAAGAUGUCGAGUGUAAAUUAAGUUAUUGUUAGUAUUUUUAUUGAUUAAAAAAUUAAUUUUAUCUUAUGACAGGAAAUAUCAUAUGAUCACAGAACAGCUGAGUAAUUGUGGGAUGAUAAUACAGAGUAAACAUAUUAUAUUUCCUUGUAUAUAUUUUAUAUGUACAAUAACAAUAAAAAAUAUCUAUAUUUAAAUAA
This is a messenger RNA of Chelonus insularis, 1244 nucleotides long. RefSeq names its product CD63 antigen. The transcript is spliced from 5 exons. The record is from RefSeq and is a predicted model, not a curated record. Gene Ontology annotation, cellular component: plasma membrane. NCBI's taxonomy places the organism in Eukaryota, Metazoa, Arthropoda, Insecta, Hymenoptera, Braconidae. The coding region runs from base 214 to 1068 and encodes 284 amino acids.